AUGUCAAUUGUCAUUUUUACAAAGUCAAAUGUAGCCCUGGUUGUGUAACUCUGAAGACCGAUUAAAAUUUAAUAUUUCGGCGUUAUAGUCUAUUAACAAUGUCUACAAUGUCUUCGUUGUUGACAUAUAAAUAUUACGACACUCCUGAGGGGCAGGACAUUUUUAAGAAAACAAUUGCAACAUCCAAAAAUGCUGUCUUAGCUACUAUCCCACUAGCUACCUUUGACGUGCUGUUGUAUUCUCAUCCCAAGGGCUUCUUCAACACGGCUUUACGUUAUGGAUCCUACUUCGGCACAGCCGUAGGGAUGGCAACGGCUUUUACCCUUACUACCAAUAUUGCCCAGAACGUUCGAGGCAAAAACGACAGAUUAAACUACUUCAUGGGUGGUGCAGCAGCUGGUAUGGUGUUCUCAGCAUUGCGCAAAAUACCUCUGUUAACUUUACCGAUGAGCAUAGUCCUGGGAUGUGCAGCGGUAACAAAGAAAGAGGGUAUCGAUGCAGGCUACAUUUUCUUCCCUAAAAUUCAGAUGGCAACCAAAAACGCCUGGUCAGCAAGGAACGAUUGGACUAUCGCCAAGGAUAUCGAAGAAUUGAAAACAUGGACAACUGGUUCCAACUAGAUUUCGCGUGAAAGAAAAUUGAAAUGGAAGUAGUGUAAAUAAAAAUCAAUAUUAUUUAAGGGUAAUAAAUCAUAAUUACAGAA
Messenger RNA from Colias croceus (clouded yellow), 703 nucleotides. RefSeq names its product NADH dehydrogenase [ubiquinone] 1 alpha subcomplex subunit 11 (gene ND-B14.7). The coding region runs from base 99 to 620 and encodes 173 amino acids. The transcript is spliced from 3 exons. The record is from RefSeq and is a predicted model, not a curated record. Gene Ontology annotation, biological process: mitochondrial respiratory chain complex I assembly. Lineage: Eukaryota; Metazoa; Arthropoda; Insecta; Lepidoptera; Pieridae.